This is a messenger RNA of Cyprinodon variegatus (sheepshead minnow), 2713 nucleotides long. RefSeq names its product F-box only protein 30-like. Lineage: Eukaryota; Metazoa; Chordata; Actinopteri; Cyprinodontiformes; Cyprinodontidae. The record is from RefSeq and is a predicted model, not a curated record. The transcript has 3 exons. The coding region runs from base 138 to 2000 and encodes 620 amino acids. Gene Ontology annotation, molecular function: protein binding; zinc ion binding; ubiquitin protein ligase activity.
GGAAGAAGGGGCAGUUCCGGGACAAACCAUGGUAAACACGGGUUUGUCAUGUUUAUGUAGAAACAUUUUAAUACGUCGUGACACGCUUUUCCCAAUGAAAACAAGUUGAGAAAGGGAUCCACCUCUUGGUUGUGAAGAUGGAGCAGCAUGCUCACUGCAUCUCCUGUAUCAAUCAAAGGUGCAUCGUCAAACCUGAACCAGGAUUUUCUUGUGAUUUCUUCAAUUGUCCCCUGUUGUGCGGGGCUGUAUUUCAUUCCUGCAAAGUUGAUGAGCACCAACUACUCUGCCCACUUAUGAAGGUGCAAUGCCCCAAUAGCAACUACGGCUGCCCGGCUAUUCUGAGCCGUAACAAAAUCCCUGCACACCUGGAUGUAUGUCCAGCUGGGGUUGUCUUUUGCACAAAGAGCUGGAACUUGCAUCCUGCUUGCCUCUUGGAUUCCCGACCUGACCGGGAUGUUGAGAGUAUGUUGGAGGAAAUAAGGCACCAUAGAUACCUAGGAAUAGCUCUGGAGGACUGUCAGGCACUCUUUGAGACAAUAGAGGAGCUUGGGAUGACAGAUUUAGCUCGCGAAGAUCCUGUCAUUGAUAAAGAGCGUAAAGCGAUACAAUUAGCUUUAAAGGCACCCUCUACUCAUGAUUCAACCUUACAGUUUUCCUCCUCACAGUCAAUUUCCAAAGGACUCCAAACAGAGGAAGAUGUCAGUGAAAUUAAUUCUUUCAAUGAGCUAUUUAAAGCCAAAGCUGAGACUGCUAGAAGCUCAGCUGCUGGUUUAAACAUUGUUAGUAGCACCAACUCUGCUGAACGCAACUUACAUGACGAGUAUGAAAGGGAUGUCCUUUUAAAAAUGUCUAUGAACAACGAUGGAAGUACUGAUACACUGAAUAAAAACACAACCUGUGGACCACUGAUUGGAGAAACAGAAUCCAGGAAUAGUAUUUCAAAUGCACCUAAAACCCCUCAAAUGAUAUUACCAGUACAUGUCAGCCAGGGUGUGGCUGGUCGUUUAGUUUUGGACGAUGAAGUGAUGCUUCAUCCUGGAAAUCUUAAGCCUAAGAUGAUGCAUCAGCUCAACUGUCCCUAUAAGGGCCAUGGCCAAAGUCCUUUAUCAAAUGGACAAUCCGAAUACAGACUUGGAGCUGAUAUGGAAGACAAAGCAGUGGAUACAUGGGAUUUGAAACACAAAGUUCAAACAGAGAUUUCUUCGGUUUCAGCUGCCCUGCUCGCCUGUUCAGAAACACACAAGGACUGUAGAGGAAUCUCUGACACUGUCUACACUGAUUACCGUGUUCAUUUUGGCACGCAAACCUUUAGAAACAUUCCUCGCACUUCUCCCGUUGUGUGUGGUCAGUCGCUCCGUCGUGACCAGUUUUCCUCUCAUUAUAGAAACAUUCAUUGCGAUUUUCACCCCAACUUCUGUGACCGCAUAGAGUCCCGCUGCCCCCUGGCGAUGUACGGCUGUAGGUUUUCACAGCAGAGGUUGUACCCAUCUGCCCAGGGGGCCAGAGUGGUUUAUCAUAAGCAGCUCAAAGCAUUUGUGAUCCAGCCUUGCAUCAGUUUGACAUCUCCGAUAGGCUCCAGACCGGAUCAGUUCAGCGGGCUGCCCAUUGAGAUACUGUGGCACAUAGCUGGAUUCCUGGACAGUUUUAGCUUAUGCCAGUUGUCCUUGGUGUCCAGGACUAUGAGGGAAGUGUGUGCCAGUCUCCUCCCUUCAAGGGGGAUAGUAGAGCUGCAGUGGGAGAGAGGACAUUUUCCUGGUCGUCCGCACGAUUUUAGGUGGCAGGUGAAAAACAAAGUGUGGAAAUUCAGCCCUUCAGUCACUCCUGUGCAUUCUUGGGGUUUUCUUGAUGUUCCCAGUGUAUCAGACCACAUGAACAAAUGCCCCUUCUUCAGCAAAUCUGAGACAAAGUCAGAGCCGAUUCCCCUCACAGCCAUGUGCACCGAACAAGAUAGGCUCUCAAUCCUCGAUUGCCUUCACUCCCUGCGUCAUGUCACCACAUGAUCAGACAAGGCUGAUCUUCGUAACGUUCACUUUGAAAAUAUGGGACUGAAAUAAAUCAAAACUUUAUUAUUAAGAAAUCUUUUUUGAUAAAACAUUGCACUUAGCUCCUUGGCUCUGAGUUGGAAGAAAGAAGUAAGCAUAGAUAUUCCAUUUGUGCUGGAAUUGUAACAUUAUUUUAAAAUAUUAAAAUAAUAUAUAUUAAUAACCAUAGAUUUGCACUUUAGAUCUCUAUUAUCUUCAAGUUUAAACAUAACUUUAUUAAUUCUUGCUGCUAGGGGUGCUUUUUUGUCAGUAAAUAGGAUUCUCUCAGGGUUACCUCCUUCUGCCCUCAAUAACAGAAUGCCACUCUGAUUGUCCGCAAACUAUUGCAGCCUUUUUAUGUAACUUAAAUAUUUGAUAAAUAUGUACAGUGAACUUUUAAGGCAGCUGGGAACAAAAAUGGGUCUAUUUAGAAUUUUCCUUCCCUCUCAAUAAUUUUGAAAACCUUGUUUUUAUGCAGUGCCAUUACUUGUUAAAUGCAGACAUGUUCCUUAAAAUGAUUCAGAUUUUAAAGCUCUUCAUGAUACUAAAACUUCACACACAGAGGUUUGAGUUAUUUUAAAUGGCUCUAAUUCAGUAGACUCUUAAAUAAUAAAGCACUUUAGGCUGGAAAAUCGAAUCCAAAUACUUUCGAUUAAGAUAUUUUUUCCUUCCAUCUGGUGAGUGUUUAAUGU